CCAUUUGAAGUGUGUAGCCGCAUGUUUAGAUAAACGUGUUAUAAAAUUGCGCGCGCGCCGGUCUCGACUCGACACCGUAGAGAGGGGACGCGACUGGUUUCAUUUGUUACCAACUGCAACGUGGCUUCAAGUUUUGUCAACAAAAAACGUUCGGUUAUUUUGCUACUGCCACUCGCGUAAAGCAGGCAAUUUAAAAAGUAAAAGAAGAACUGGCCGCUUACACGGUGUUUGUUUUUUCUUUAUUCUUUUUCGAAUCUGACGUAUAACCUGCUGAAUACCGAAUUGUCAUUCGGGCAAGAGUUUUUUGUUAAUUUUAUCAGUUUUUAUUCAUCCAAAUUUGAUUGAGUUUUGUGAAUAAAAUAAUAUAAUAAUGGCGUGCACUACGUGUAUGAACCCGGAGGGCAAGCCCGUGAAAAUGAGGAAAGAGAAAGACACAAUGGGUGAAUUGGACGUGCCUGACGAUAAGCUGUAUGGCGCUCAGACUGUGCGGUCGAUCAUGAACUUUCCCAUUGGUGGUAUUGAGGAAAGAAUGCCGUACCCUGUCGUCAUAGCCAUGGGCAUUUUGAAGAAAGCUGCUGCCAAAGUUAACAUGGAGUUUGGUCUUGAUAAGAAAUUAGCUGAGGCAAUAAUGCAGGCGGCGGACGACGUGAUAUCUGGCAAGCUGUACCGCGAGGGACACUUCCCCCUCGUCAUCUGGCAGACCGGCUCCGGCACUCAGACCAACAUGAAUACCAACGAGGUGAUCGCCAACCGAGCUAUCCAGAUCCUGGGCGGUACCCUCGGCAGCAAGGACCCCGUGCACCCCAACGACCACGUGAACAAGUCUCAGAGCUCCAACGACACUUACCCCACCGCUAUGCACGUCGCCGUCGCCAUGGAGCUGCGCGACAGGCUGAUGCCCGGACUCGUCGCACUCAGAGACACGCUCGAGGCCAAGUCUAAGGAGUUUGAUAAGAUCGUUAAGAUUGGCAGGACGCACUUGAUGGACGCGGUGCCGCUGACGCUGGGGCAGGAGUUCAGCGCGUACUCGACGCAGCUGACGUUCGGUAUCGAGCGGGUGUGCGCCACUCUGCCGCGCCUGCACUACCUCGCGCUGGGCGGCACCGCUGUCGGCACCGGACUCAACACGCGCAUCGGCUUCGCGGAGAAGUGCGCCGCUGAGAUCGCCUCCCUCACUGGUAUACCAUUCGAGACGGCGCCCAACAAGUUCGAAGGUCUGGCGUGUCACGAUGCAAUGGUGGAGGUGUCCGGAGCGCUCAACACCAUCUCCGUCUCCCUCAUGAAGAUCGCCAACGACAUCCGUCUUCUGGCGUCCGGCCCGCGCUGCGGACUUGGUGAACUCAUGCUGCCUGAGAAUGAACCCGGCUCCUCCAUCAUGCCUGGCAAGGUGAACCCGACGCAGUGCGAGGCGCUGACGAUGAUAGCGGCGCAGGUGAUGGGCAACCACGUGGCCUGCACAGUCGGCGGCUCCAACGGACACUUCGAGCUCAAUGUCUUCAAGCCCAUGAUGGUCGCCAACGUGCUGCGAUCUAUUAGACUCAUCGGUGACGGGUGCACGGCGUUCAACAAGAACUGCGCAGUGGGCAUCAAAGCUAACGAGGCCAACAUCGCCAAGAUCAUGCGCGAGUCGCUUAUGUUGGUCACCGCGCUCAACCCACACAUCGGAUACGAUAAGGCGGCGGCAAUCGCUAAGACCGCACACAAGGAGGGCACGACGCUAAAGGACGCCGCCAUCAAGCUUGGCCAUCUCACAGCUGAGCAGUUCGACAAGUGGGUGCGUCCCGAGGACAUGCUCGGACCCAAGUAGACCAUCACAUGCCGUCACUACAUCCUGCAACAAAUGACGUCACCACAA
Messenger RNA from Papilio xuthus (Asian swallowtail), 1855 nucleotides. Its product is annotated as fumarate hydratase, mitochondrial. The record is from RefSeq and is a predicted model, not a curated record. Gene Ontology annotation, molecular function: fumarate hydratase activity. The transcript is spliced from 10 exons. Gene Ontology annotation, cellular component: mitochondrion. Lineage: Eukaryota; Metazoa; Arthropoda; Insecta; Lepidoptera; Papilionidae. The coding region runs from base 371 to 1807 and encodes 478 amino acids. Gene Ontology annotation, biological process: malate metabolic process; tricarboxylic acid cycle; fumarate metabolic process.